CCCGCCAUCGCCAUAUCACCUGCCCUGCCCGGAUUAGAGCCAUCGCACCCGUCCACGCGCCCGUCUCCAGACCACCCGACGUCUGCAUCCCCAACAUGCCGUAGCACCAUGGAGAGUAUUAUACCCGACGACUCGCCCCUCGCCCACGUCCUCCAAGGCCACGGAACCGCCGACGCCCACGCCCCGGACCCGUCUGCGCUCCCCCAAACUCAUGUAGACGACGUCGACACACCGGGCUUCGCCCCCAGAGGCCCCUCGACGCUGCAGUCGCGCAUAAGAGACAAGCUCCCCCAGCCGCUGCGCAUCCACUCGCGCAACGGCUCCAUUGCCCGCAUCCACACCGUCUGCUCGAAAGCCGUCAACUCCAAGCUCGGCCGCGCCGACAACGAGCGCUUCCUCGAGCACUUCCGCUACCUCAUUGUCGCCUCCCAGCUGCUCGGCGACCAGGGCAGCCUGCGCGCUUCCUCGAUACCCAUCUUUGCCCCCAACGGGCGAGCCGGCUUCCAUGAGUUCCAGGUCGCCUCCAUCACCCCGGCCGGCGCUGCGCUGACGGGCGGCACCGCCUUUGUCCUGGUAUGGCUGGUCCACUGGUCCCGCCGCCAGCCCACCUUCAGCGUCGGGCGCUCUUCGUUUGUGCUGCUCGCCUUUGCUGCCGCUGCCGCCGCAGUCUACCGCUACAUGCGCCGCCAGUGGCUGCAGUAUCUGCGCCACGAGGCAGUCGACGGCGUCGCUGCUCUCGUGACCAACCUGCAGGCAUUCGAGGCUUCGGCCGCGUCUGCGCUGGCUCUGAUCCAGGAAGUAGAGCUCGUGUCACGAGGCUACAGGCUAAGCUGUCCUCUGCCCCCCAUCUCGCGCAUCGAGGAAAGGGGUCAGGCCCGCCGUUGUCAACGCCUGCGCCGCAAUCUGCGCGCCGCCUACGCCGACGUGGUCCCUAUCCUCUCCGAGCAGUGUGGCGUUUUGAAGCCUCUGAUCCAGGAAGAUGACUUGGAAAAGUACCUCGAUGUCUACGAAAUCAGCAAUCCAGACCUGCAAGAGGCGGCGCUGAGUUACAGUCCAUCCGAAUUCGAAGACGCAGAGACGCUCAAGGCCCUGCGCACUCUGCAGUAUCGUUUAUCCAUUCUUCGCCGCGUCUACCUGUGCUCUUUGCUGGCCAUGGAGGCAGAUGGCGGAACCUCGGAUUUCCCGCGCUGGUCGACCGUGGUGGACUCGAUGUUGUUUACCGCACGUCCGGUAGGACAAUGGACAGACAAGUUUAAUCGUGUGCUAUCCGAGGAGGAGCAGUUUGUCCCCCCUUCGCCAGCAAAGGUAGCGCCGACGCCUGGGCGCGAAAAGAUCCGGAACUCGGUGCGGAAACUGUCGGGCCUGUCGAGCGGCAUUCGGGGUUUGCAGGCCAAGAUGCAGGUACUGCGCGAAGAGACCAACAAGAGCUUGGAAGACACGGAAGAUGUUAGCGACCUGGCCCAUUCUCUCAUGGCGCAAUACGAGUCCAUUGGCGCCGAUCUCAAGAGUUUAGUGCAGGCCUGGGAAGCAGGAAAGAAUGCGCUUGCGCUCAACAUUGACCGACAAGAGCGCAGGAUUUCACAGGCGUCGAGCGGUCUGCGCUCCCCAGUUCCAAGCCUAGGCGGCCUGACUGCUGUGGACGAAGGCAGUCCGUCUGAUGCUCUGCGCGCUCUUAAUGGUGACUUGCUGAGUCCUCAGCAGAGUGCACCGUCGAGCGAUCAGGGCAGCACAUCCGACGACGAAGUAUUCGAAGCCAUUGCAAUACCAAAGACGCGCGGUACCAUGUCGAGAGAAGAGCGCAUGCAAAAGAUCCAGGACGACCGCAUUCGCCAGGCUUCGCUACGUGAAUCACGAGAGGCAAACACCAACAUGCUCAGAGAGCUCGAGUCGGUCAUCAACAUGAGACCGCAUCGCCAAUCUGCGCCCGGCACACGAGGCACAAGUCUCUAAGCCGCCUCCCAUCCCUUUCCUUGUGUAUAUUUCCAAACUAAUGACAGUCGCCAGAUACCGCAUUUCCUUUCUCUUUCCUUAUUUCCUUUUCCUUUUCCUUGUCCUUGUCCUUGUUCCUUCAUGGCGUGCAUCUCAGUUCUAAGCUUGAUCUUGGGCAUUUACGCGAUACCACCGCCGCCGUCUCAUUCACUAUUUUCCUUUUCCUUCUUCUUUCCUUUUCCUUUUCUUCCUCUUCAAUUCCUGGAGUCAAAGGCAAUCAUGUAUAUAUGCAUACCUAGAGGCGGUCCAAAAAACAAAGACCCGUUCAAGACAGUCAUGACGUCUGCGCAACAUUUUACCGUCUUUUUUUUUGCAUUUUUGAUUGUUUGAGUGUGCAUAGUUUUGAUGUUGUGGAUAGCGAAACGCUUGAUAAGACCAAGGAUGACUUGAAAGCAGGUACAUUAGCAUAUGAUAAGAUGCAGGCAAAUCCGCUAAACAC
Molecule: messenger RNA, 2428 nt
Organism: Exserohilum turcica Et28A
Lineage: Eukaryota; Fungi; Ascomycota; Dothideomycetes; Pleosporales; Pleosporaceae
Exons: 4
Coding region: 109-1950 (613 amino acids)
Biological process (GO): cell-cell adhesion
Cellular component (GO): plasma membrane
Molecular function (GO): myosin binding
Source: RefSeq, a predicted model, not a curated record